This is a messenger RNA of Sphaeramia orbicularis (orbiculate cardinalfish), 2250 nucleotides long. RefSeq names its product chromosome 1 C4orf33 homolog (gene c1h4orf33). Bases 200 to 868 code for a protein of 222 amino acids. NCBI's taxonomy places the organism in Eukaryota, Metazoa, Chordata, Actinopteri, Kurtiformes, Apogonidae. The transcript is spliced from 6 exons. The record is from RefSeq and is a predicted model, not a curated record.
UCCAAGUUCCAUUAUUACUAAUCAUUACUAUUUUUAUGAUCUCGAUCGAUUAUUGCAUAACAGAAUUUCCAUUGUCAUUAACCUUGUUUGAUAACAAAGUGCUUACAAAGUGAAACGGUAAGUAUAAAUAAGUCAUGACAAGCUAAGAUCAGUGCAAAGAGUUUCCAGUCUAAGUGAGGAGUGUUCACUUUUAAACACCAUGGGGUUCACUGGUGGACUACAGUUUUUGUCUCUCAUGUGCAUUCUGCUCCACAGUGAAUGUCUACUGCGUAAUGACAUGCAGUUUGAGAUCCAGCACACUUGGGACAGCAAUCCUGUGGAUCAUGAUCCCAUCAGGAUCACUUUUUCUCCUGGGGAAGGAGGACUGAAGAUGCAGGUGUUUGGUCCCUUUUUCAAUGACCCACCAGCCCCUGCAGGACCCCCUGGACAUGCUUUUCCUGGACUCUGGGAUUAUGAAGUUGUAGAGGCUUUCUUCCUUGAUAGUACCAAAGAAAACUACCUCGAAGUGGAGGUUUGUCCACACGGACAACAUCUUAUCUUGUUGUUAUCAGGAGUUGGCCAGGCAUUUGUGCAACAACUGCCCAUGGUGUUUGAUGCCUCGAUCACAGGCGAAAGGUGGAUGGGUGAAGCGGUCAUUCCUUGGGGUUAUUUUCCUCCCAAUGUCAACAAAAUGAACGCCUAUGCCAUCCAUGGCUCAGGCAAGGAACGUACCUAUGAGGCUCUCUACUCCAUCCCCAAAGAGGAGUUAGUGGAAGGCCAGAAACCAAACUUCCACCUCCUGCAGUAUUUCAAAAAUUUCCGACUCCAAAGCAUCAUGGGAGAAGAUUGGGUUCAGCCAGAGUCAGAUCUGUGGAAGGGAAAGCUGUGAGGCGGCUUUUUUUCUGUCUCUCCCGCUUUAUAUUUCCUUCCCACACCCCAUUUCCCAACACACACACACACACACACAUAACAUGGAGCAGGGCGGUAGUACAAACACUCACUGGCGUAAAAAAAAGAACAAAGGGCAAUCAAUUUUUAUUAGUUAAUGAUGUCAAACAAUAUGAUGUGUAAUAUGUUAUCAGCUUGUAAAAAUGCAUUAGACUUCACACACAUCCAUACAGGCAUGCAGACACACACACACACACACACACACCUGCUCCAUCCCAAGGUGUUAGAUGUCACCUUAAAUUGCCUUGGCAGAGCGUGACUUACAGCUGUUAUACCGUGGACGGUGGAAAGGACUGCUCAUGUGGACAUUCAUCUCCUGUGUAGCCUGUGGAUUUCAGCUCAGUGACAUAAACCACAGCAAGUUCUUACAAUUCUUUGCCCUUACUUAAAAGAUAUGUUGUCCAAAGAUGCAUUCCAGAGGUUUUUUUUUUUUUUUUUUUUUUUUUACUUUUAUUUACAUAUAGAGCUGGGAGAUAUGACCAAAAUUGUUAAACAAUAAAUGAUCAUGAUAAAUAUUUUCCGUUUAUACCGAUAAUUUCAGUAGGAAUGUCAAAUCAAGCCUAAAAGCUGAUAUUUGGAGUGAAAGUUGAAGAAACUAGACGGUUAUUUGAGGUUAUACAUUAUUUUGACAGAUGGUUAUUUUUUCUUUAAAUGUCAAACACUUGCCAAAUAACAGAAUGAUUCCAAAAUCUAUUCAUUAUUCAUGAUAACUCAGCUGUUUGUUCAUUUUCAUGGUUUUUUGUUUUUGUUUUUGUUUUUUGUUUUUAUCAAUUCAGCAACUUCUGUAAAGCCCUGUGAGGUGACUUUGUUGUGAUAUUGGAAAUACAUAUGGAAAUACACAAAUAUUGUAGAAAUACAGUUGAAUGGAAUUGAAAAAUCUUUAUAUAUAUUCACCACAAUUAUUAUAAUAAAAUGUUGGUUCAAAAUCAUAAUUAACAAAACCACUGCACCAUUUAAUAAGCAUUUUAGUUCAGAAUAUAACAAAAUAAACCAUGAAGACAAAUAAUUAACAUCAUGAUAAAUACUAUGUUUGUUUACAAUAUGGAGCCCUUGACCUUUAAGGAAACUUGUAUCAUGGUAAUUAUUGUUAUAUCAUCCAGCUCUAUGUACACAUUGAUUCCAUAUUAUGGUUUCAGUCUUUUUUUUUUAUUGUAACCAGAUUACUUUUCCAAUGCGUGAGAGUGUCAGUGUCAUUUAUAACUGUUAAUGUGAGACGUGUUGAACGUUGUCCCGUUUAUUUUACCAAAUGACUGUAAAUUGCUGUUAUAAUCAAUGUUAUGAGCAAAUGAAAUAAAAUCAUUUUAAAGCUGCACAGAGUAUUAA